Nezara viridula (southern green stink bug) is the source of this 3062-nucleotide messenger RNA. The record is from the annotation of a GenBank genome assembly. Lineage: Eukaryota; Metazoa; Arthropoda; Insecta; Hemiptera; Pentatomidae.
UUUUUAUUUGUAGUUGCCAUCCAGAGAAUUUAUUUUCUAGUAUCAAUAUAUUAUGAAUUAAAGUCAAUUUUGAAACUAAGGGCAUGCUUUAGAAAUGAUACACAAGCUAUGAUUUUGGAGUCACUUUAGUGAUAAUGGUAUAUAGGUGAUAAUGAUAAGGAUGUCUGCUACUCAAACUAAGGGAAGAGGUCGCCCUGCGAAAGUGAAAGCAUGCUGCACUUGGUGCUCAGAAAGACAAUCAUUGAAAUAUAUAUUGCCGACACAAUUUGGUAAAAAGGAAUUUUGUUCUGAAACUUGUCUUUCAGCUUUUCGUAAAGGAUGUAAUAAGGGAACGUGUGCUAAGUGUGGAAAUGCUUUGAGGGGCUCAACUCAUAAAAUUGAACUGAGUGAUUCUUCUACUAAACAGUUUUGCUCUGCUGCUUGCCUUGAAGAAUUCCAAAGAAGUAAAGAGAGUGAGACUGUCGAAAUUAAACAUGGAGAUAUCAAGACUGCUUCUAACCCAGAGCCUCCUAAUGGAGUGGUAUCACCAACCUCUACGACACCAACUGCUGUUGUUACUCCUCCUCCAAGGCCACCUAGCACACCUAGCCCUACUCCCUCUGCUACAUCCACUACACAUACCACAAGCAGCCUAAAUACAUCUGUGACUAAUAGUAGUAAUACCAGUGGCACUGCUCUGAGUCCAUACCCGCUCUUUCCGUGCCCAACCUUUGAUUGGGAUGGGUACCUGAAAGAGACAAACAGUAUAGCCGCACCAGCCCAUUGUUUUCAACAGCAUGUUGUGCCUCCUAUUAACAACUUCAAAAUUGGAAUGAAGCUGGAGGCUUUGGAUCCAAGGAAUUUAACAUCAACAUGUAUAGCCUCUGUUGUUGGCAUUCUUGGUCCUCGAUUACGCCUACGUCUGGAUGGCUCAGAUAAUAAAAAUGAUUUUUGGAGGUUGGUAGAUUCUAGUGAAAUACACCCGAUUGGAUACUGUGAAAAACAUGGUGGCAUGCUUCAACCUCCAUUAGGAUUUCGAAUGAAUGCUUCUUCUUGGCCUAUGUUCCUCCUGAAGACUCUCAAUGGAGCUGAAAUGGCACCUCAUAAAGUAUUUCUAAAAGAACCAGUUUCUCCACCUGCAAAUUUAUUUAAAGUUGGUAUGAAACUCGAAGCAGUAGACAGAAAAAAUCCACAACUAAUUUGUGCUGCAACUGUGGGUGAAGUCAAAGAUGAUACCAUUCAUGUGAACUUUGAUGGCUGGCGAGGCGCUUUUGAUUAUUGGUGUAAAUAUAAUUCAAGGGAUAUAUUUCCUGUGGGAUGGUGUGCAAAGAGUGGUCAUCCAUUACAACCUCCAGGACAGAAGGGUGUUACUGGACCUUCUCGAUACAAGGCUCGUGUGCUCAGUUUUCCUCCACCAGUGGCUGAUACAUCGUCUUCUCCGACUUCGACAACGAGAAACACAGCCUCACCUCCACAGGAUAUGAUUUCUUCCUCAGUUCCUAGUCUGGUUUCACCUUCACCACCUGUUGUUAUUCCUCAACCUCCUCCAUCAGAACCAGAAGAUAAGCCUCUAAACCCAACUGCUGACAGCGAAGCUACACCCACUCCUCAGCAACCACCAAACAACCAAAUUGUUGAACGUACUCAGAGCCCACCAACAGCAGUUAAGAGACGGUUUUCUGCUGAUAAUUCUCCUGAUAGUGCUUCAGAAAACACUACAGUAAAGCAGCCUAGGAAAACUGUACCAGCUGAGUUGGAGGCCGCUACUUCAACCACACCUACUACACCCAGUGAGUCCAAAUUGGGUGAUCCUACUGACAACUGGGGAAUUGAAGAUGUAAUAACUUACAUUGCUUCUGUUGACCAGGCUUUAGCCGUACAUUCAGAACUCUUCAGGCGGCAUGAAAUUGAUGGUAAAGCUUUAAUGCUCCUAAACUCAGACAUGAUGAUGAAGUAUAUGGGUCUGAAAUUGGGACCAGCUCUCAAAAUCUGUAACUUGAUCAACAAGAUCAAAAGUGGCUCUUCAAAGCGAUAUUCUAACAUUCCUUGACAGCAAUAUAAGUACCUGUAAAAUUAUCGGAAGUUUGCACGGAUCUGAUUCCUUUCUAGCCUGGGUUAUCUUUCUCGAGUUACCAAACCCCUGGCAAACAUUUUAAAAGAGCAAUGUCCUAACGAAAAUUCAUGAUGCUGUUUGACAUUUAAAACAAAAGUACAGAGAAAAUGAAGUAACUCUUGAUUGACACCAAACACACCAUCAUUACUAGCACUGUUCGCAAUUUUACAUAUUGAUUUGUGGUGCUCAUUGAUGACUUUAGGAAGGUUUAAAAGUUGACCUUUAGUUGUGGUGUGUUUUGUUUUAUUUGAUUGUGUUUUUCUUAUAAAUCCUCAUUGUAUGAGGUUAAGAUGUUUUAAUUUAUUAUUUGUGUUUCUUUCUUUUUUAUUUUAAUUUUUGUUGAAGCAUUUCUUAAUGCUCGUAUUGUGAUAUAAAAACAAGUUUAUAUUUGUUAUAAAUAUUGUUCGCAUUUAAUGUUAUUAUUUACUUAAUGAUUAUUAAAAGAUUGGUUUUAUUUUAAUAUAAGGAUGAGCAUCGUAAGCAAAUUUGUUUCGAUAUUCAUACAACAGAAAAAAAAAAAGAACUAUUGUGUCAUAUUGUUUUACUUAUUCCUAUAGCUUAGAUUUAUCAUCUUAUAAUGUUAGUUUUACAUCAGAUUGAUGCAUUGUUUUCUUUUUGUUAUUAAAUGGGAAUAAUAAUUUAUUUUAUAAUUUAUAUAUUACACAAUAAAUUUUUUCAGUUACUUUUAUUUCAGUGACUGAUGAUCAUUAACGGUUUGAUUGUUAUUGCUUGUGAAAUAUAUCUUUGACUGAUGUACUCCAUAGAUUUUGAAGAUUGUAGUUGUAUAAGUUAUUCAAACAUCUAAUAGUAAUACCUAUCAAUAACUAUGAGAAUUGCUAUGUUAAUUUAUAUUUUGCAAGUACAGUGUUAUUUAUUAUAUAUUUCAUUAGGGAAAUGUGUUAAUAUUAAAUAUGCAUAUAUUUUCUUCUCUGUAAAUCGAUUUUUAAAAAAUCUUGUACCAAAAGUUGUA